This is a messenger RNA of Vigna radiata var. radiata (mung bean), 1842 nucleotides long. RefSeq names its product protein MAIN-LIKE 1-like. Lineage: Eukaryota; Viridiplantae; Streptophyta; Magnoliopsida; Fabales; Fabaceae. The transcript has 4 exons. Bases 1 to 1842 code for a protein of 613 amino acids. Gene Ontology annotation, biological process: meristem development; meristem maintenance. The record is from RefSeq and is a predicted model, not a curated record.
AUGGUAAGAACUAGAGGCGCAUCAUCUUCCCGUGGAGAGGCUUCAUCGUCUCGUGGUCAACCAUCAUCUUCAUCACAUGAUGAAAGGAGACGACUUACGACUUCUGUUCGUAGAAGACGCGUAGAGGAAUAUCGCACGGACGUCAUUGAUGAGCAUCAUUAUGAGGACCACGAGGAGUCUAUACAGCAAGGACAUCAUGAGGAGGACUAUGUUCAGCAUGAGGAUGUUCAAGAGCAGGAUGAGUAUAGUGAGGAAGAAGAUGAAGACGAAGAUGAAGAUGAAGAUGAAGAUGAAGAUGAAGAUGGAGAUGAAGUUGAAGAUGAUGGAUUUCCAGGAGGUCCACAUGACACCUCCUUGCUUACACACUAUUCCCAGCAUGUUGCAUAUGCCAUAUGGCAAGGCCAGGAUCGAGGGGAAAUUCAAUUGAGGACCCAUGGUAAAAAAUUAAAAAAUUUUGGAAUGUAUCAUGAGGCUAUCGAGCCAUAUAUAUCCAUGUCGGGGUUGGCUUCCUUAGUCAACCUAUCCUACGAGUAUGUUGAUCAUGGAUUGAUCGUUUCACUUGCGGAGAGAUGGCACCUAGAGACAAAUACUUUCCAUCUUCCGGUAGGCGAGAUGAGCGUCACAUUAGAUGACGUUCACAAUCUGCUCCACCUAGCUAUCAUGGGGCAAUUUUGUGAGGUGGAGGACCUAGAGUACGAUGAGGCUCGAUCUCAUCUUAUGGACUUGCUUGNCGUCGACCGCGCCAAAGCUUCAGCCGAGAUGAAGAAGUCACGCGGUCCAAAAGUGCGGCUGAGUUGGCUCCGCGAGGUCUACCACGAUUGCAUUCAGCAGGAGCUUUGGGAGUGCGCUGCUCGGGCGUAUUUGUUGCAUCUGCUUGGAUGCACAAUUUUUACGAAUAAGAGUGGGAAUUUGAUUCGUGUCUCGUACCUCCUUCUGUUGCGAGACUUGAAUGCAUGUUCGAGAUAUGCCUGGGGAGCAGCUGCACUGGCACACACUUAUGAGCAGCUAGGAGAUGCUANCUUCAAUGGUGUCAGACAGAUAGCUGGAUAUUCCACUCUUCUACAGAGUUGGAUAUAUGAGCACCUUCCUGGGAUGGGAAGGAGGCGCGUCUCAGAUACGUACACAAAUCUCCAUCCACAAGCUUCACGAUACAUACCUUCGAGACAGGGUUGGAGUCUAACGGAGGGGCGGAGAUAUCUGGAUGGGCUCACGUAUGAUGCGAUCAUCUGGUAUCCAUACAGGUCGCACAGACGUACUUGUCCAUUCUUAGCCAUAUGUAUGUUUUCAGGAUGGAUCCGACUAGGCGACAUGAUUCACCGGCAUCUGCCUGAACGCGUGUUGCGUCAGUUCAGUUUUCAGCAAAUCAUACCACGUUCGCCUGAGGACCUUCCGAUGCCAGAGAUUCAUAUGAUUGAUCAAAAUUGGUUGAGGUAUGUAGAGCAUGCCGUUACUGGUGCUGUUGAAGCUGAGGACCCCUCUGCAUGUGUUGACGGAUACCUGGCGUGGUUUAGACGAGUGUCCCACCCGUACAUCCUUCCAGCUAACGACGAUGAUCGACACAGUCUUGCACCGCGCAUGAGGCGACACCUUCCGGAUGACAUCCCGGUGCCCCCAGUUCGUCGUAGACGAUCGCCUGAAUCUGGAUUGUUGGUAUGUGGUAUGAGGCGUGUGAUCAAGAUGCUGCAAGGCAUGUUAAGUUGUAAACACGUCACACAGAACGCUGUAGUCUAUGAGCAAACUAAUCAGACAUUACAGGUUGCUCGUAGAUCUGUUGAGGAGUACGAGGCUGUUACUACUAGUAGAGGUGCUCGUCAUGUGCGCGGACGAGCAUCAUUUUCCUGA